AUGCCUUUGAAAGAAGGCAGUGGAGAAGGGAUGCUGCUACUACUUACCGCAAGGAGAUUCAUCUUCACCAGGGCUACCACCGUCAGCGUUGAAUCGCUGAACGUCCGCGAGUCCCUCGAUAACCCCUGCAGUAUAGAGCUUGGAGGUCAGCCUCUCUCCGUGGCGUACAACAUCGAGGGCGCCACUUAUACGCCGGCCCUGUUGCUAAGUGAAAUCAGUAGGGCUAAUAACUCCAUCGAUAACAUUCGAUCUGUAUCGGAGGAUUUGGGUUUGUGCGUGCCAACAAUAACUGACAGACUAGCAACCUUUCCCGCAGCGCCUAAUUUGCAAGGAAAGACAUACCAGGAAGCUUUCCACAUCAUCCACAAAGAACUGGUCUACAUUCUGGCACACUUUUACUUCGCUCAGCAUGACUUCAACACAUUUCGUGAACUCUGCAUCAUCCACUUCCCUGAUGCGUUUGGUAGUAAAAUUGUCGACUCAAUUGGCAAGUUCAAGAACAUACUUUGUAAUGUGAUGACAAGGAUAGGCUACAGCCCCCUCGUUCAGCAAAAUCUCGAAGAUAUCAAUCAGGUAUGGCACAACACAAGGAUGGGCUGUUCAGAAAGGAGAGACUGGACUUGCGUGCUCCUCAGUUCAACUCGAAAUGCUUUGAACGAACUCAGAAACUUCAUGUACAGAGAAGAGGUACAGAGGCAAGGAAAAAGAGCAAUGCAGAGCUGGAACCUCCUCCACCUGCGAAAGAAUCUAGAUGUUCUCCAUAAAAAUCGAAACUACUACAAUCAGCAAAAAGCUUUAAGUGGAUACAGGAACCAGGACAACACCAUGGCAAGAAUCUGGGAGAUUGAGGAGGUACAAGAGCCAUGCUGUUAAUCUUGCCAUUGCUGAAACACGGAUUUAAGUAGGUUCUACUGAAAUUUUAAAGAAAACUU
Macrobrachium nipponense is the source of this 932-nucleotide messenger RNA. RefSeq lists its product as uncharacterized. The record is from RefSeq and is a predicted model, not a curated record. The transcript has 6 exons. NCBI's taxonomy places the organism in Eukaryota, Metazoa, Arthropoda, Malacostraca, Decapoda, Palaemonidae. The coding region runs from base 1 to 873 and encodes 290 amino acids.